GAGGACCAGCACCUGAGGCCGGGCCCGCAGCCCGCGACUUCACAACCAGGCGGCGGCGCUGCUGCUGCGGGGCUCCGGCGCGCGACCCGGCGGGACAGCGGGGCGGCUGGCGCCGGGGUCCGGGGAACGCCAGAUGAUGGAUUUGGACGUGCCUCUAUGAAGAAAUGCCACAUGGUCCGAGAGCAAACAUGUCCAGGCUACUGCCACUUUAGCGGACUAGGGCUCGGUGCCAAGGCUUCCCGGGUAAUCAGGCGUGGUCUGAUCCAGGAUCAAGAAGCACGUUAUCACCAAUGACAUCAUGACAGCAAGAGAGCACAGCCCUCGCCAUGGCGCCAGGGCCCGUGCAGUGCAGCGGGCUUCCACCAUCGACGUGGCGGCCGACAUGCUGGGCCUCUCUCUGGCAGGAAAUAUACAGGACCCAGAUGAGCCCAUUUUAGAAUUUAGCUUAGCUUGCAGUGAGCUGCAUACUCCAUCGCUAGAUCGAAAGCCAAAUAGUUUUGUUGCAGUGAGUGUCACCACCCCUCCUCAGGCAUUCUGGACGAAGCAUGCGCAGACGGAGAUCAUUGAGGGAACCAACAAUCCUAUAUUUCUGAGCAGUAUUGCCUUCUUUCAAGACUCUCUUAUCAAUCAGAUGACACAAGUCAAACUCUCCGUGUAUGAUGUCAAAGAUAGAUCUCAGGGAACAAUGUAUUUACUGGGCUCUGGAACAUUCAUUGUCAAAGAUCUGCUGCAGGACAGGCAUCAUAGGUUGCAUUUAACACUAAGGUCUGCAGAGAGUGACCGUGUGGGUAACAUCACUGUGAUUGGCUGGCAGAUGGAGGAGAAGUCAGACCAACGGCCCCCUGUGACCCGGUCUGUGGACACUGUCAAUGGGAGGAUGGUUCUUCCCGUCGAUGAAAGCUUGACGGAGGCAUUAGGAAUCCGAUCCAAAUAUGCUUCAUUGCGAAAGGACACUUUGCUGAAAUCGGUGUUCGGAGGCGCCAUCUGCCGCAUGUACCGGUUUCCAACCACUGAUGGUAACCACUUGCGGAUCCUGGAGCAGAUGGCAGAGAGUGUGCUCUCCUUGCACGUGCCCCGGCAGUUCGUGAAGCUCCUACUAGAGGAAGAUGCAGCCAGAGUGUGUGAGCUGGAGGAGCUGGGAGAGCUGUCCCCUUGCUGGGAGAGCCUCCGGCGUCAAAUUGUCACCCAGUACCAGACCAUCAUCCUCACAUACCAGGAGAACCUGACCGACCUCCAUCAGUACAAAGGGCCCUCGUUUAAAGCAAGCAGUUUGAAAGCAGAUAAAAAGUUAGAAUUUGUUCCCACAAACUUGCACAUACAAAGGAUGAGAGUUCAAGACGAUGGAGGAUCAGAUCAGAACUACGAUAUCGUCACCAUCGGGGCGCCAGCAGCACACUGCCAAGGUUUUAAGUCAGGAGGUCUCCGCAAAAAGCUGCACAAAUUUGAAGAGACCAAGAAACAUACAUCAUCUGGCUGCCAGUCCAUAAUCUACAUCCCACAGGACGUCGUCCGAGCCAAGGAGAUCAUCGCCCAGAUCAACACCCUGAAAACCCAAGUUAGCUACUAUGCAGAGCGGCUGUCAAGGGCCGCCAAGGACAGGUCUGCCACUGGCCUUGAGAGGACACUCGCCAUCUUGGCAGACAAGACACGGCAGCUGGUCACGGUCUGCGACUGCAAGCUCCUGGCCAACUCCAUCCAUGGGCUGAACGCCGCGCGGCCUGACUACAUUGCCUCCAAGGCCUCUCCCACUUCGACUGAGGAGGAGCAGGUGAUGCUUAGAAAUGACCAGGACACCCUCAUGGCCCGGUGGACAGGGAGAAACAGCCGAUCUUCCCUGCAGGUGGACUGGCACGAGGAGGAGUGGGAGAAAGUGUGGCUGAACGUGGACAAGAGCCUAGAAUGCAUCAUUCAGCGUGUGGACAAGCUGCUGCAGAGGGAGCGGCUGCACGGCGAGGGCUGUGAGGACGUCUUCCCCUGUGCAGGCAGCUGCACCAGCAAGAAAGGUAACCCGGACAGCCACGCCUACUGGAUCAGACCAGAAGACCCCUUCUGUGAUGUCCCCUCCUCACCAUGCCCCUCCACCAUGCCCUCCGCUGCAUGCCGUCCUCAUCUGACCACACAUUGCAGUCCCCCUCCUGAAGAGUCCAGCCCAGGUGAAUGGAGUGAGGCCCUUUACCCGCUGCUGACCACUCUCACCGACUGCGUGGCCAUGAUGAGCGACAAGGCCAAGAAGGCCAUGGUAUUCCUGCUCAUGCAGGACAGCGCGCCCACCAUAGCCACCUACCUGAGCCUGCAAUACCGCCGUGACGUGGUCUUCUGCCAGACGCUGACCGCCCUCAUCUGCGGCUUCAUCAUCAAGCUGAGGAACUGCCUGCAUGACGACGGCUUCCUGCGCCAGCUCUACACCAUCGGGCUGCUGGCCCAGUUCGAGAGCCUGCUGAGCACCUACGGGGAGGAGCUGGCAAUGCUGGAGGACAUGAGCCUCGGGAUCAUGGACUUGAGAAACGUGACCUUCAAAGUCACUCAGGCCACUUCCAGCGCCUCCGCAGACAUGCUGCCCGUCAUCACAGGAAAUCGCGACGGGUUUAACGUGCGGGUCCCUCUGCCGGGUCCACUGUUUGACGCCCUGCCCCGGGAGAUCCAGAGCGGCAUGCUGCUGCGAGUGCAACCCGUCCUCUUCAAUGUGGGCAUCAAUGAGCAGCAGACGCUGGCCGAGAGGUUCGGCGAUACGUCUUUACAAGAAGUCAUCAACGUGGAGAGUUUGGUGCGGUUAAAUUCCUACUUUGAGCAGUUUAAGGAAGUUUUGCCUGAGGAUUGCCUGCCUCGGUCUCGCAGUCAGACGUGCCUGCCAGAGCUGCUGCGGUUCCUGGGUCAGAACGUGCACGCCCGGAAGAAUAAGAACGUGGACAUUCUCUGGCAAGCCGCUGAGAUCUGCCGUCGCCUCAAUGGGGUCCGGUUCACCAGCUGCAAGAGCGCGAAGGACCGUACAGCCAUGUCGGUGACGCUGGAGCAGUGCCUGAUCCUGCAGCACGAGCAUGGCAUGGCCCCACAGGUCUUCACCCAGGCCCUGGAGUGCAUGCGCAGCCCUGAUUGCCAGGCUGCUCUGCAGACAGUGCAUGAACCCACUGGAUUACCUGGCACCCAGAACAACUGUCCUCCGGGAGACAGCAGACCAGAACAGCCUCCCUAGCCAGCUGGCUUUGCGACCUGUUGAAUUCUGCAAGGAAAGUCCGCAGUUUGAAUUCGAUGUGACUGCAGCUCUUGCUGAUAUAGAAAAGUACAGCUCUUUAAAGCUCUGAAGUGCAACUUUAGUGAGAGUAGUAAUAUUUCUCUUUCCACUUCAUUUGCUGUGUAAGAGAAUCUUUGAACCACAAGUCAUGGUAGAACCCCACAUGACUCAGACCUGAGCUACAUGAAGCCAUUCACUUGGAAAACGUUUGCUUCCACUUAGCCACGGUGCUGCUUGUAGGAACGCACACCUCACAGCCCCAUGCAGCAUGUGUCCGUCUCUGUGCUUCUUAGUUGCCUUGUUCAGAAACCUGCCAUCUUACGUAUUUGUUGUAAAUGAGUCCGGCACCCAUUUAAAUUAAUCUUUUUUUUAAUGUUAUGAAAAUAAUCAGUUCAUUUCAUCUUAGUUUAAGUCUUUUCUUUUUUCCUUUUUUACUGCUGUCAUUUCUUGUGCUUGUUUUUUUCCCCAGUGAGGGUUGUCGAAGAGAAAAUACAAUGAAGAAUGUUGGAAGUCGCAAAUAUGCAUUUAAUUCCCUGCAGCUGAAGGCUUUCCCCAAGCAUUACAGGCCUCCCGAAGGGACUUACGGAAAAGUUGAAACGUGAACACACGGUUUCCUCUAAUUAGCUGUUACAUAAUAAAUGUGGGUACCCUCUAGUGUCAUAUACGAAUUCUUCAAGAAGACCCGAAGGAUUGGUUUUUAUUUUUUGUGGUUUUUUUUAAAAAAAAAAAAAAAACAUUUCACUAAAGAGUUUCUGGAGCAUGUUUUUUGUUUUUUGGGUUUUUUUUUCCCAUUGGAAUCAAUAGGAGGUAAUGUUUGGCUCAAUAACGUGGACAGUAACAACUGCCCAUUUAAAUAGCCUUUGGCUGUACCUACACAGAUCUCAUCAAUAGUUAACCUACAUGAAUCAAGCUAGGUUUGUCUGAAAUGCUAGAAGACUUUUUAAGAUGCCUACUUGCUCACUUAUUUUUCUACAGAGUAACUCAAAAGUGACCAUUGAAUUACAAUCCACUUUGUAAAAAUCUGAAUGUAAAACAGUAAAUAAUAAAUUAAAUAAUUGGAUCCUAGGCAGACCAAUACAUGUUAUCUGGGGAAAGAAGCUAGCACUAUCUCAUGCAGUGAGAAUAACAGGUUCUAGUGAAUUAUCCUAUCUACACCACCACCUGAAGAAGUUGAAAGAAAGAUUGAUUAAUCAACGGGAGAUAAGACUUGAUUAGAAGGUAACACCUGCAAGGCACCCCACACAGUUGGGGCCAGUCUUUUUUCUGUCCCUCAUGAGUUACAGAACAGGGAGUCUGCUGGAGACACAAAGCCAGCAGUAAGGUCCCUUUAGCCUGUCUCCUGUUCUCUGCAGCUCCCUGCCUAGGCUCCCCCAUACCCAGAGGACACAUCUCCCCUUCUUCUCUAGAUGUUAAUCUAAGGCUUCAGCUGUGGCAUGUCAACCCUCCCAUGGGGAAUUUAUGACCAUAGAGAUAGUAGAAACCUAAAUAUUUUUGGGAAAAAUUUUUUUUGCAGGAUUUCCAAUUUAUCUUCGAAAAGACAGUACAAUCAUGUUUGAAUGUCUGAUAAAAGUGUCUUAUUUUUAGGUUUGCAAUAAUUGUUACUUUCUUAUUCUCAUUCUUAUGUAAGAUGACUAUUGAGAAACAGUUGACAUUAUUCUCCUCAAAUGAGAUUUUGAAAGGGAUUUAUGGGCCAUAAAACUUAGGAAUUUCAUAGAAAAUUGUGUCUGGUCAUCUUGUAUAAGAUGAUGAUGAGUCUUAUCUGCACAUAGCAGAGUUUUUUUCUUAGGAGUUUAUAUGUUUUAUUGAUUCUGUUUAUGAUGUUUACAUGUUCUUGAAAAGGUUGUAAAAGAAAUAUAUAUGGCACAUAUUAAUGAUGCUGAUCCUAAUGAUUUGUGAACCUCUUAGAAAUUCUUUUGUCUAAAAACCUAGAGAUUCUUCUGGUUCCUUUAGAAACAUGUAACAAACUUGGGCCAGGGGUGCUGAGGCAUGGGGAGGACUGCUUAUUGGCAGGAACACAGAGGGGGAGGGCAUCAGGUAGGGGUGGAACUGGAUGACCUUCCAGACCCGCUGCUACUCAGAAGUCAGCACGCAAGCAGAGCCUGCUGUCUCCCGAUGCUUGCAGGGAGGGACAUGUCUGUGGAGACACUUUAAUGAAGGAUGAAGCUCUCUGCCGCUCCCUCAAAGCGGGGUUCACUGUGGCAGGCAGGAGGCCGAGAAACUCCUGCCCGCCAAACCCACCGCACAGGUGGCUGCUGCUGGUGUCAGAGUCUCCUUUUUAAGUAUCAAUUUCUGUUCACAGACAGUUCGUUUCAAUAUGGCUGACUUACCCUUUCACCUCCCCACCAUCUCAUUUAACUGGUAAAUUUUUAGUUCCAUCUUUUCUCACUUUAACUUUAAAAAAAUCUCCUUGCUUUUAAAAAAUAAAUAUUACUCACAUAGUUUUCAGAUCUUUUUUGUCGGAAGAGCAUUAAAUAUCUGCACUUAUCAAAGGGAAUAUAGCAAAUGUUGAUCAUCUGUCAGCAGUUUUGCAUGUGGCACCUUUAUAUGAAUUAUUUUCCCAAUUUUCGCUUUAUGUAAUGGGUCACCAUAAAACUGUAUGACUUGGCAAAUGCUGUAGAAAAGGUUCGGGUUUCAGGAUUCUCCCUGAAGGCAUCGUUCCUGCGCUUCCGGCGCCUGCAAGGGUGUGUGUUGCACCGCCUUGGAGGCAAGCGGCUCCUGUCUUCUGUAGGAGUUCUGAGUUUUCAGAGGUGCAGGGAAGGCAGUUUUAUAGGUUACCAUAAAAUAGAGGUGCCGUCCAGUGUUCCUUACAAUGCCUCCCCGUUUAAAAAGAAAACAGACCUAUGGAAGACUCGGACUGUCCUGUGGAUUCUGUCAGACCUCCUACAGAGCACAGUUGCCUUUAGUUUCCUUUAAAGAUGUAAAAAUAUUGUAUAAUACAGUUUUGUCCCUACACCGUUGUGUUUGCCAAGCUUAGUGCAUUACGAUACCUUUAUUUAUUUGUUUUGGGCAGUAUUAAUAUAUAUAUAAACAUACAGUUACUGUUUUAUAUAUUCUUAGGUCAUUCAAAGCCAUGUAUGCUGUAAAUGUGCUAGUCUUUAGAAUGACACAUAAUAAAUAACUGACAAGAUAUUAAAUGUGGUCUUGCCUGAUUGAUCCUAUUAGGAGGACUAGUUCUAUGUGACCAGCCUGUGACGGGACCAUUGUUGUUGGGCAUUGCGUUGAGAGCUCGGGUGCUGAGUACAUAUAUUUGUAAACACGGGACCGUGGGAGACUUCCAUUUUAUAAGCUUGUUUCUGCCUAAUUGGAAGCAGAGGGGCAACAGGGUCGAGGACUUUGGGAGCAGACAGACCAGGUCCCAAUCCAGGUUCUGCCCCUCACUGGCUGGUGACUCUGAGCAAGUUGCUUGACCUCUGCAAGCCUCCGUUUCCUCAUGUGCAAAGUGUGGACAACAACAGUACCUUCCUCAUAAGGAACAUGCAGCGUGCCUCGGAAGCAGGUGUUCGUAAGUGGCAGCCAUUGUUGUUACCUUUCCGUCCAUGAACGUGGAUCACAUCAGCUCCGUGGGUAACCCAGUCCUUACUGUAUGACUUGUCAAAAUGCAGUUCCACUUGUAUUGAUACUGACCCUGUUCAUCGUCACCAGGACUGCAGCUUGCACCACCGUGCCGUCUUCUAGGCACGCACAACCCGUUGUCUCCCUUGGAAAAAUUCCUCUCACUGGAAAUGUACAAUUAAAGAAUGAUUGAAAUGUUUA
Messenger RNA from Piliocolobus tephrosceles (Ugandan red Colobus), 6982 nucleotides. RefSeq names its product inositol polyphosphate-4-phosphatase type I A (gene INPP4A). Gene Ontology annotation, cellular component: cytoplasm. The transcript is spliced from 25 exons. Gene Ontology annotation, molecular function: phosphatidylinositol-3,4-bisphosphate 4-phosphatase activity. The record is from RefSeq and is a predicted model, not a curated record. NCBI's taxonomy places the organism in Eukaryota, Metazoa, Chordata, Mammalia, Primates, Cercopithecidae. Bases 299 to 3190 code for a protein of 963 amino acids.